Molecule: messenger RNA, 1149 nt
Organism: Aureobasidium musti
Lineage: Eukaryota; Fungi; Ascomycota; Dothideomycetes; Dothideales; Saccotheciaceae
Source: the annotation of a GenBank genome assembly
AUGCCAGUCAAGUCUCGGUUCACGCGUCUGGACGCCUUUACCAAGACGGUCGAAGAUGCACGGGUGCGCACGACCUCUGGCGGAAUCGUCACUCUCUCGUCUCUACUCUUGAUUCUAUGGCUUGUCUGGGGAGAAUAUGCAGACUACCGCAAAGUCGUUGUACACCCCGAGCUUAUUGUCGACAAGGGAAGAGGAGAGAAGAUGGAGAUUCACAUGAACAUAUCCUUCCCUAGAGUGCCAUGCGAGCUCCUCACCCUCGAUGUCAUGGAUGUCUCGGGAGAGAUCCAGACUGGUGUCAUGCACGGCGUCAACAAAGUCAGACUUGCUCCCGAGUCUGAAGGGGGUCAUGCAAUUGAGAGCAAGGCCCUCGAACUCGACGACCCCGCUGCUCACUUGGACCCCGACUACUGUGGAGAAUGCUAUGGUGCACCCUCUCCUUCCAACGCAAAGAAGGCUGGCUGCUGCAACACUUGUGCUGAAGUCCGUGACGCCUAUGCAAGUGUCUCUUGGUCCUUCGGAAGAGGAGAGAACGUCGAACAAUGUACACGCGAGCAUUACUCGGAGCAUCUCGAUGAGCAGCGUAGAGAGGGCUGCCGUAUCGAAGGUGGUAUCCGUGUCAACAAGGUUGUUGGCAACUUCCACUUUGCUCCUGGCAAAUCCUUCAGCAACGGCAACAUGCAUGUCCACGACCUUGAAAACUACUGGGCUGGAGGCAACAACGUUGAACACACCUUCUCGCACAAGAUCCACCAUCUUCGCUUCGGCCCUCAACUGUCUGAUGAUGUUGUUUCUAAGAUUGGCAAGAAAGGCAUGGCCUGGACCAACCACCAUGUGAACCCAUUGGACGAUACCGAGCACAAGACCGAUGAAAAGGCUUACAACUUCAUGUACUUCGUCAAGGUGGUUUCAACUGCCUACUUGCCUUUGGGUUGGGAGAGAAAGAACUCCAUCCUUGAUCUGCCCCACGAGCUCGUUGAGCUGGGAAGUUAUGGUCAUGGAGAAGCUGGUAGCAUUGAAACUCAUCAAUACAGCGUAACGAGCCACAAGCGAAGCCUGGCAGGUGGUGACGACCGCCAGGAAGGCCACAAGGAGAGACUGCAUGCAAGAGGCGGUAUUCCUGGUGUCUUCUUCUCAUAUGUAAGCAGAUGA